AUGGCGGACGAAACGCGUAAAGUGCGAGUAGAAGAACGUUUGAAAAUAAAAAUUGGUGAAGCUAAGCAGUUACCAGCUCGCAACAAUGGAGCCGCCUGCACCCGUGACAUAUACUGCGUGCUGUCGCUGGACCAAGAAGAAAUAUUUCGCACCUCCACCAUUGAGAGAUCACUCAAUCCAUUUUUCGGCGAAGAAUUCCAGUUUGAAGUACCCCGCAGAUUUAGAUACCUAUCCAUAUACGUGUUCGACCGUGACAAGCAAGCGAGUAAACAGGACAAGGUGCUCGGAAAAGUUGCAAUCAAACGAGAGGACCUGGAGCGAUAUAACAACAUUGACCAUUGGUUCUCAUUGCGACCAGUGGACGCGGACUCUGAGGUGCAGGGCAAAGCUUACAUCGAACUCUCCAUGGAGGAUUCGAGGAAACGAUUGCGAAUGGACCCGAAGCCGCCCGACCCGGACCUCGUUUCCGACAGCUGCUCGACGAAAUCAAAAGCCAACAAUCUCACUAGACUAUCAGAAUAUUGCAAGGAGAGCAUGAGGUUCGGCUCGUGCUCCAGUUCGACCAGUAAGAAACUUCUGGCCGCGGUCGCAACGGAACCUGCAAUGGCAUUAUCCCGGUCAGAAAGCCUGAAAGACAGAGCUCAAUGGGCGAUACGGUCAAAACCACCGAUGCACACGAUGGCUGAAUCGCCCUCCCCCACUGCGGCCGACUAUUGGUCGGACCCAGAAAGACACUGCGCGGCUCACGUUGGCCCCGACACGAUCAGAUUAAGAGUUCUCGAAUGUUCGGAGCUCACCACAAAGAAUGGACAGUGCGAUCCCUUCGCCCUCAUUACACUGUUGUACUCGAACGGGCGGCGAGUGGAGAAACGCACAAAACCCAGAAAGAAAACCGUUAAUCCCCAGUUUGACGAAAUAUUUUGUUUUGAUCUCGUAAUGGAGGCUGACCCUAAGGAUAAGGAUGGAUCACAAACGGCCGGUGUAGCGUGCGAAGCUAGAGUAUCAGUAUGGCACGACGCGGCCACGCCUGUGUUCCUGGGAGAAGUGAGGCUACAGUUAAGACAACCUGCGCCGGAUCCUUUGUGUGCAUGGUUUUUCCUUACAUCGCGAGCGGGUGGUGCACUAUCGCGCGGCGCGACUCCACCCGGCACCCGCUUGUCCGCAGCCGGCAGCUCUACCCUGGGCUCAUUGCGGUUAUUGCUCAAGUAUACUGUCGAUCACGUUUUUCCACUGCAACAUUAUCGACAGCUCGAAGAACUUUUCUUAAAAAGUGUACAACAGAAGCCAAUAACGACAUCGGCUGUGUACAUACUCGGAGAAAUAGUAUCAAGUAAGACUGAAGCAGCGCAACCUCUCGUGAGGCUAUUCACGCACCAUGAUCUCAUCGUUCCCAUCGUCAAAGAACUCGCCGAUGCUGAGAUUUCUGUUCUCACUGACGCGACGACGAUAUUCCGCGGCAACACGCUCGUUUCAAAAAUGAUGGACGAAGCAAUGAGGCUGACGGGCGCCGCGUACCUUCGUUCAGUGCUGCGGCCCACCCUGGCCGCUGUUCUGCACGAGAAACGGCCCUGCGAGAUUGACCCAGCAAGAGUUAAACCUUCCGCCGACAUCGCAGCUAACCUCGCCAACCUUAAGGAUUAUGUUGAGAGGGUGUUCGCGGCGAUCACAUCCUCAUACGGCACAUGCCCUGCAGUGAUGUGCAGGCUUUUCGACGCUCUGCGUCAGUGCGCCGCGAGGCAUUUCCCCCAAAACGCCGAAGUUCGAUACUCAGUCGUCUCCGGUUUCAUCUUCCUUCGGUUCUUUGCACCUGCCAUCCUUGGGCCGAGAUUAUUCGAUCUCACAACUGAACAAAUUGACCUGCAAACAACGCGGACUUUGACUCUAAUAUCAAAGACAAUCCAAUCUCUGGGUAACCUGGUGAGCAGCCGAUCAGCGCAGCAGGUCUGCAAGGAGGAGUACAUGGCUGAGCUCUACCGCAGUUUCUGCACGACGCGACAUGUGCAAGCAAUAAAACAAUUCCUCGAAAUAAUCUCCACCAGUUCAGAUACGCAGAACAACAAUGUGCAAGAAACAUCGGUUCUACUCAAAGAAGGGACAAUGAUUAAGCGGUCGGAGGGCGUCCGAAUGGGUCCCGGAUCGCCGCGAAGGCGUUGGGUGCGGCCCGCGCACACGCACUCCAAGCGGCGUCAUUUUAGACUAACCAGUGGGGAGCUGUGGUGGUCACGUUGCGGUGCAAAAGCUGCUGCGCACAGGUUACCCCUCUCUGGAGUACUCUCCGUCUCACCUGUGGACUGUCCACCAGCUGGCGCGCCACUCGAUGCCAACAACAUAUUCCAAAUUGUCCACCGCGAGCGCGUACUCUUUGUGCAAGCAAGUAAUUGCGUAGAGCGCGCUGAGUGGGUGCGGCUUCUGUCCGCACUUUGCCGACAUUCCCCCGCCGCCUCACCACAUCGCGGGUACUACACCGACACGAAGUGGACUUGUUGUGGCCGCAGCGAAGCCGAUGCAGAGGGUUGUGGGGGUACAGGGGGUGGAACAGGGGCUGGUGCUGGUGCCGAGUGGGACGACGACAGCGUGGUGCGAGGUCCAACUGCGCUUGCGCUGCGCCUCGAUCCUGCGCGAGACCUGCAACGACUGCACGCGUUGCUUAUGUCGCAUAUAAAGCUCGUGGACAUGCGUUUACAUCGACCGCCAGACAAUACACCUGCAUUAGAACGAGAAGCGGAGUCUGCGACGAUACGUGAACUGCAAAAAGUGAUAUUCGACCUCGAGACUCGGCAUUGCAGAUAUAGGCGGUCGCUGCUUAGAGAAACGAAAUAUGGGAGCAAACAAACUCCAAUUGGCGACGACAACUACUUACACUUAGCCGGCGCGACUGGGACGAGUAGUUCAGGUGGUGGUAUGGAGAGUGGUUCUGUGGUGUGGCGAGCGUGGCGAGGCGGCGCCUCUCCCACUAUCGACUUGGACGGCAAAGCGCUCCCUCUGCAGCCUUCACUCGACCUCUGCUCUAGUUCCGAAUCGCUCAAGCUGGCCCGACUCGCUGACGAACGCUCCUCCGGCAAGUCCAAUAAGUCAACCGCCAGCGGGUACCUAACCAUGUCCUGUAUCAAGCAUGAACCCUCUGAAGACAGCGAUGCAUCUAAUGAGAAACCAGCUCGGCCUCCGAAACCGGCACGCCUGUCGCCCUCGCGCCCUGCAUUAACCAAUCCCGCCACGCCCCUCUGCGAAUACGUGGACGUCGAGAGGAAACCGCCGGUUCGUCGCCCGAAACCCGAAAUAACGCCGCCUAAGAGAUCAGACUAUGACUUGUCGAAUCGAUGUAAAGAAUACGAGCUAAUGGCAAAUUUUAUGAGCCAUUCACAACCCUCGGGAGAUGACGUGCCGCCCGCGGUGCCACCGCGAGGCAACACCGCUUCGCGGGUUCGGUUACAGGCGAAGCCCCUCGAUGCGGAAGCGAAGACUGAUGAACAGACAGUAUUACAAAAGUUGUCCACUUCUAGUAGUCUCCCUGAAGACAUGAAUUCUGAUAUUACAGAGUUCAAAGGGGAAAAUCGAGAAGAGCGUCCGAUCAGCAAAAUAGACACGGUCUCGAAUGAUGACAGCUUGCUCGAUGAACUUAAAAGAGACACCUACUGCGUGCUAAAAGUGUGCGAGGACGAGUUGACGGACGUGGAGGUCAAAUGCGAAGAGUCACAAGAGAAGAAGGAAAAAGAGGACUACGGCAUGUUUUCUAGGAUAAGUCUGCAGAGAAAAUCUAACCCGAUUAAAACUCAAUCGAAAUCUAUAAAAACUCUCAAAACCUCAAACUCCACUUCCAACGUGCACGACGUCGGUUCGAAUCCGUCUCGACCGCUAGCCGAACGUUUCACCCCGUUUUUUCUGAAGAAAAAGCCGAAAGAAACAUUAACCAAGUCGGAAGAUAACCAGAGUUCAAAGAGCAAAAGCAAGGAGGACAAUCUAAUCGGUCGGCUGACGCCCCGCUUCGGGCAGUCGAGGCUGUACGGGCGCGGGCAGUCUCUCGACUUGACCACGGGCGGUGGACACGCAAAACGCAUCGAGCGCUCGGCGACAACAGUGAGCAUCACUCGGCCGUCGCUUAUCGUGAGCGGCCUGAAGUUUCCGACCCUGCAGCGGUACAGCACUCAGGACGACGAACAGGGCGCGCCGGGCGAUCGCGACGAAGAGGCGUGGCGUCGCCCCGCGGCCUCCGCCCUCCUCACCGCCGCAACCCACGAUAUAAGACUUUGA
Molecule: messenger RNA, 4248 nt
Organism: Leptosia nina
Lineage: Eukaryota; Metazoa; Arthropoda; Insecta; Lepidoptera; Pieridae
Source: the annotation of a GenBank genome assembly